AUGGGAGCUGGACUUGCACCAGGAAUCAGCUCGUGGCUUGCAUGCCGCUUCUUUGCUGGCGUGUUCGGCUGUCCCCCCCUUACGAACUUUGGCGGCACAACAGCAGACCUGUGGUCGCCAGUCGAGCGCACCUAUGUAUUUCCCUUGCUUCUCUGCUUAUGUUUUCUGGGGCCUUUCCUUGCACCAAUGGUCGCAGCUUUCAUGGGGACUAGUCCGCUGAUCAGCUGGCAAUGGACAGAAUGGCUCACAUUGAUCCUAACCGGUACUCUAUUGUUGUCUAUCUUGCUUUUCGUUCCAGAGACAUUCGCUCCAGUACUCCUUAAAUGGAAAGCGCAGGCGCUGCGUAAGGCUACUGGCAAUGAGCUGUACCGCUCAGAGCACGAGAUCGAAGCCAUUAAUCUCUACCGAAAACUUCAGCGCAGCGUCAAGUUACUCCUGAAGUUCUUGCUUACUGAGCCGAACAUCCAGAUCUUCUCGCUGUACAUGGCCGUCAUCUACACGGUCCUAUUUGGCUUCCUGCCAGGUUGUGAGUUCAUAUUCGGUAGCACUGGGAUCUAUGGACUGAACCAGGCACAUACAGGCCUUUGCUAUAUCGCGAUCAAUAUAGGGUUCCUCCUCUCGGUGCGUGAAACUCUCCACAUGAAUUACUGCAUCCACUAA
This is a messenger RNA of Penicillium brevicompactum, 660 nucleotides long. RefSeq lists its product as uncharacterized. The record is from RefSeq and is a predicted model, not a curated record. Bases 1 to 660 code for a protein of 219 amino acids. The transcript has 2 exons. Gene Ontology annotation, biological process: transmembrane transport. Gene Ontology annotation, molecular function: transmembrane transporter activity. NCBI's taxonomy places the organism in Eukaryota, Fungi, Ascomycota, Eurotiomycetes, Eurotiales, Aspergillaceae.